This is a messenger RNA of Linnemannia hyalina, 1068 nucleotides long. Lineage: Eukaryota; Fungi; Mortierellomycota; Mortierellomycetes; Mortierellales; Mortierellaceae. The record is from the annotation of a GenBank genome assembly.
AUGUCUCUCGAAAAGAAGAAAGGAAUGCAGACCAAGAACAAGGUCCUUAUCAGCGCCAUCUCCCUCGUCGUCAUUGCCGGAGCCGCCGCCGGUGUCUACUUUGGAAUCCGCAACCACAACAACGCAAACGGUAUCUCGGGCAACGCCACGGGAGGCAACGCUCCUCCCAUCACCACCGCCCCAGCAAGAACUUCUGGUGCCCCUACCCCUAGCCCCACACCGGCCCCUCAACCAUUGCACAACGGCACCAUGGUCAACGGAACCCUCUUACCCUACUACACCCUGACGGGUCCCGCACCCGCACCUGCCACUAUUGCCGGCAAAGUCUACACUAACUGCAUCGUCCCUGGUACUUACUCCAUCUCCUACGACGACGGCCCCUCAACCUACACCAACGAGCUCCUUGACAUCCUGGACCGUGAGCAAAUCAAGGCCACCUUUUUUGUCAACGGAAAUAACAACGGAUGCAUCUAUGACCCUGCUGUCCGCGCAGCCAUCAGUCGUGCCUACAAAUCUGGCCACCAGAUCGCCUCCCACACCUGGUCUCACGUCGCAUUGACCACCCAGACCACCGCCCAGAUCACCACUCAGAUGCGCCGUGUCGAGCAGGCCCUCCUGGAGCUCAUCGGAGUCGUCCCCCGCUACAUGCGCCCUCCUUAUGGCGACGGCACCUUCGCUAACGGUAGCGCCAACGAUGUCAAGGUCCAGACGACGUUGGCUGGCUUGGGCUACGUCAUUACCACCUGGGACAUUGCCACCGGAGACGCCGAUAUCGAUGAUAACGACACCCCCCACAAGCUCUCUGACGCCGAGCUCGCUCGUCUGGAACAAGCUAAUGUUACCAAUGUCGUCAACGCCGACCCCAAGGGCGCCAACCACAUGCAGUUGAUGCACGAUACCUAUCAGCGCACUGUGACACAGUUGACCCCUUGGUCGAUUACCUAUAUCAAGGGCCUUGGUUACAAGCUCGUCACUGUUGCCGAGUGCCUCGGGGAUACUGAUCCCCGGAACUGGUACCAGACCUUCCAGGCCCCUAUCGCCAACCCACCCACCACCUGCACACCUUAG